Messenger RNA from Dovyalis caffra, 333 nucleotides. Lineage: Eukaryota; Viridiplantae; Streptophyta; Magnoliopsida; Malpighiales; Salicaceae. The record is from the annotation of a GenBank genome assembly.
AUGUUCGGUCAACCAUCUCUUGAGCUGCAGCUUGAUGGCGCUGUGCAUGACAUGCUGAACAAGGAAAUAGCAGAGAGAACCCGUGAACUGAGGCACAUGAGAGGAGAAGACCUGCAAGGAUUGAACAUUGAAGAAUUACAGAAAUUAGAAAAAUCAAUAGAAGGAAGCUUGUGUCGCGUCUUGGAAAUUAAGGUUUGUGCAGCUUGUCAUCUUAAUUCUGGAGAUAGGCCAAGGACAUUUGCUCAAGCGAGGGCAGUCAUCAGAUUCCAUGGGGACCAAUAUCAGCAGCAUGAGCUCUUGUGCUUUUCUGACAUUGGGGUUGGCUACAAGUAG